AAGCUGUCUUUAGAUACACUGUGAAACAUAUUAGCUAACUCUCACAUUUAUUUAACUACAGAAAGGAAACAGGUAAGAAUAAAAACAUUGUAUCUGUUUUUUAAACAGAACCUAACAGAAACAAAAUGUAGUUUACAGGGUUUUCUGGGCCUGACUCAGGCAGAUCAGAAGACCACGUGAUAGGAUGCCCGGGAUCCAACCCGGGCCGGCCGUGUGCAAUGCAAAUGUCCUCCCCACUGUACUAUCUCUCUGGCCCUCAGCUUACAUGUUUUUGAAAAUCCCCUAUAACCACUCUUCCGGUUCCAGUGCUCGGGGAGCUGCCGUCGUGGUGCAGACAUGGCCAAGUCCAAGAACCACACCACGCACAACCAGUCUCGAAAAUGGCACAGAAAUGGCAUUAAGAAACCUUGGUCACAGCCAUAUGAGUCUCUUAAAGGGGUGGACCCCAAAUUCCUGAGGAACAUGCGUUUUGCCAAAAAGCACAAGAAGGGCCUGAAGAAGAUGCAGGCCAAUAAUGCUAAGGCCACGAGCGCCCGUGCCGAGGCCUUCAAGGCCCUGGUGAAGCCCAAGCAGGCUAGGCCCGUGGUCACAAAGAAGAACAGUCGCAAGCUCAGUCGACUUGCGUAUAUUGCUCACCCCAGGCUUGGGAAAAAUGCUCGUGCCCACAUUGCCAAGGGUCUCAGGCUUUGCCGGCCAAAAACCAAGGUUGAAACCAAGGAUCCAACCAAGGCUAAAACCAAGGUUCAAAUGAAGGCUAAAGCCAAGGCUCGAAUGAAGGCUAAAGCCAAGCCCCAGAGUUAGACCCAGACGGCUGCAGCUCCAGCACCAGCUCAAGCUUCCAAAGGUGCCCAGGCUCCUGCCAAGGCUCCCUAAGAGGCUGCUGUCAGUGUGAGCGUGGAAGGACUGGUGCGAUCUCUGGGCUGUCUCCAGUCUGGGUCCUCCUGUGCUGUUUGUACAAAUAAACCUGAGAGC
Sorex araneus (European shrew) is the source of this 972-nucleotide messenger RNA. Its product is annotated as 60S ribosomal protein L29-like. The record is from RefSeq and is a predicted model, not a curated record. The coding region runs from base 337 to 801 and encodes 154 amino acids. Gene Ontology annotation, molecular function: structural constituent of ribosome. Gene Ontology annotation, cellular component: cytosolic large ribosomal subunit; ribosome. Lineage: Eukaryota; Metazoa; Chordata; Mammalia; Eulipotyphla; Soricidae. The transcript has a single exon. Gene Ontology annotation, biological process: cytoplasmic translation.